AUGCUAUCAACCGUUCUACUAGGGCUCUUAACCGUGACCCAAGCCUCCAACCACCUCGCAUCGUUCAAGAGUUUCGACUCCGCCGAUCGCGAGUGCAGUCGCUAUCUUGGCCAUCAGCACCGGUGUGCCGUCCGGUGUCGCGGACUGCUGACCAGGUUCCUGAAUCGGACUUCGGAGUUCCCAACCGCGGUCAUCGAGCGCUUCUACGAACCGGGCGAGGAUGACUACCUGUACCGGUCGCGGACCGUCCAGUGCUUGCGGGAUGUUCGAGCGUUGAAUAGCUGCGAGCAGGUUCGAAGAAGUGUUCAGUGCUACGACGGGGAGUUUGGAACGGUUGAUCGGGACGCGUUGCGGUUCUUUCCGUUUACGGACGUUCAGCACUUGCGAGUGCUGCGGGAGUGCGAAGCGAUUCUUCGGGAGAGAUUGACGGAGAGUUGCUUGCUGAGGUGA
Culex quinquefasciatus (southern house mosquito) is the source of this 450-nucleotide messenger RNA. RefSeq names its product general odorant-binding protein 45. The transcript is spliced from 2 exons. Gene Ontology annotation, molecular function: odorant binding. NCBI's taxonomy places the organism in Eukaryota, Metazoa, Arthropoda, Insecta, Diptera, Culicidae. The coding region runs from base 1 to 450 and encodes 149 amino acids. The record is from RefSeq and is a predicted model, not a curated record.